This is a messenger RNA of Coregonus sp. 'balchen', 21158 nucleotides long. Lineage: Eukaryota; Metazoa; Chordata; Actinopteri; Salmoniformes; Salmonidae. The record is from the annotation of a GenBank genome assembly.
AUGGCGACAGGGGUGAGUAAGAUGGAGAGAUGCUUUGUCACUGAAUUUUUAUUUGCAUUUCAGCAACCAUCUGUACAGAAUCUGCCCCAUCCGUCAACUUAUCAAUUACCCUUUAGUAUAUCUGACAUAGUUAGCCCAUUUAAACUUCAUUUCCAUGUUUAUUUGUUCCCCUCAUACAGUCUUUCUUGACGAUGCAGCGUAAUAGCAUUCGCGGUGGUAAAAUGACGCCUCUUUCCGUGCUUUGUGCCACGUUGGGUUCUUCAGAGUCCGUGACGAAUAAUGAAUGAUAAUUACUUGCUGUCGAUUUUAUACCUCCCGCGUGUCAUGGCUUAUUUACAGCUUUUAUUUGUCAAUCAAAGUAUCCAAAUAUUGCCAUCCGGAGUCUCUGGGUAGCAUACUUGUGGCUACUUAGCUAACUAGUUAGGUACCUAAUGGAAAGUAGGUGGUACUAGCUAACAGUAGGUGGCAAACUAACUCGUUUGCUUGCUGUUUGGAUAGGGUUGUGGCCAACUUUGGGGGUAAGCCACUACCAAUGCAGGAUAUUCAUUAUGGUUGCCAAAGCAUCAUCUUUGUGAUCCGCCAGUGAUGUACCGUGAUGACUUGGCAUAACUUUGCUUUUAGCUAGUUCAGUAGCCAAUGCAAAUAAGUGAAAUUUAAAGGGGUAUAUCCUCUGCCCGCAUUGGGUGUAACUAUAGGCCAAUAAUGCUUGCAUAUCUUGUAGAUUCCCAACACCCAGGGUCUAAUUGAGUUGGUUGUUGUAUAGCUGUUGUGAGAUAUUAGGAAUACAUUUUUGGCACUGGAAUGGCUAUUUUUUGCAUGUAAUAAGCUGUUCUGUUACUGACAUCGUCCUGAUGUAUUUUGGCUAUGCAUUAAAAUGCUUUUACCAGUAAUCAGCUUCCAGGCUAGCCCAAAGGCUGGCAGAUUGUGAUAUUGAGUCGUUUCAUCUUACCAUCCGAAGUUAGUGUAUGCAGCUGGCUAUACACCCCUAUCCCCCGUGGUUAGUACAUAAAACAUUAUCCAUUCAGUGACUAAUAUCUAGGAAUGCAAGUCUCGGAUGUUGCGUAUUGCGUUUAGCCAAUCGGGCUGCAGCAGUCUGUUUAUCCCUGGCUAAACGCUGGGCACAACAUAUGGAAGUAGCAUUAGCCAAUAGCAUGGUAGAAAAUUAUGUUUUAUAAAGAAAGUGAGCAUAUUUGGCCCGUUUUUUUUUUUAAAUGCCUACUCGCCAUUACAUCUUGUUAAGGAGGAAAUCCAUUCCUUUGCAGCCUGACUGGAGAAUGUUUUAUGUACGAACCGGUCCACAUGGGAUAGGAAUGCACCAAUUUGUAAGUCGCUCUGGAUAAGAGCGUCUGCUAAAUGACGUAAAUGUAAUACGAGUAUAAUAGCCGGCUGCAUACGUUCCCUUUGACGGUAAAAUGGAACGACUCCAUGUCGCCAUCUGCCGGCCUUUGGGAUACAUCUAGGACUAUUUCCUACCAUUGAUGAUGUGGUGAGAACGGAUGUAGGCAUCUCUAUUGUAUGUCCACCAGGCCUGUUCCAAGUCAUUUACGUCAUUGUCUAAAUGCCCGUGUCAAUGAAUAAUCUGAAUUGGCAGUGGCGGUCAUGAAUUUUUGUCAGCUGGUGAUUUUUCAAGCAAAUAACUGCCGGUCUCACUGUAAUUGACCAUUAAUGAACAUAAACAGGUUUACCAUCUCCUGGCUUUCAUGCAUAGCCUAUAAGCCUGAUGCAGACCUUUCGGAACAUCUACAUAAAACAACAUUAGAAUAAAUAAUUGUAAUAUAGCCUACACCAUCACAAUAAAUCCAUUAUUUAUUUUAGACAGGUCUGAAGAAACAUAUGAAGAAAAUGUAGUCUAUUUCAGAAGAACAGAAUAGUGUACUCUGAGUUGUCCUUAUGUUGAGGCCCUGAACUGGCUAUGGCUGUGGGUUACAGUAGUUCAUUUAGCAGACAAGAUUUGCUUAGAAUUCCGUGGCAUUAUUUUAUAGUAUGUAGAGUACAAUUGAACAAAGCUGAAUAAAAUAGAAAGGAUAUUUUCUCCAAACGAUUUCGGAGGGAGUGUGCACAUGAGGCUAUUCUGUGUUGAGCGGUUAACAAAUCAACAGUUCCUCCUAUAUGCUUAAUUUAGUUAUUUUGGCAACCUUUGUUGUGAUACAAAUGUUGGGGUAUAAGUUUGGAUUUUUAAUACAUUCUAAGGCUGCAUGAUGUGACUAAUGAUGAUUUCAAAAAAGUGACAUGAAAGGCAUGAGUUCUGCAUUGUAUCUUGCUCAGGCUGCACACACUUCAUCAGUCUCUCAUUCACAAUUUGACAAGCACUUGAUAAUAUUCUCACCAGGCCUUGAAUUUCUCGUGGUAUUCCCCUUGUGUGGCCGUAAUGGCCCCUAAAAAAAAUUCCAUGCCUUUUUUAUAAUUCCCUUCUCCCGGCUGCCAGUUGCCCUGCUCCAAAGCACCUCUCACUCACACGGCUCUCUCAGAUAUCUCAAUUCUUAUUAGCUAAGCCCGUCACGUGAUCGGGUCCUUCUCACAGGCAUCUCAGCUCCGAAGUAGGCUACAAGUGAAGACCGACACAUCGGGGACGCAACUGCGCGCUUCAUCGAAUUCCAAGGCCCAUAUUGAAGAUAUUGUCAGCCAACAAGAUGAGUAGGCCUAACGAACAGCAAAAGCACUAGCCUAUGUCAAUCUACUAUCCCCCAUAGUACCAAAGUUGACAUAUUCUAUUGGUCAACUUGUUCUUCAGUGCGAGAAAUAGCUAUUCCAUACAUAGUCUGGGACAGUUGUGGGAUGCGAUAGAUCCCAAAUUAAUACAACCACUAGCAUCAAUAAACCCUUUUAAACACAAUGACGCUGAUGCAACAGAUCAGAACGGUAGGCUCUACACCGGUUGUAAUGCGGAUUAAUGUGCUCAAUUUUAAGAAGUUAUUUGGCCACUUCAGUUGUGAUACAAACCUUAUCAAAACAUAGGCCUAUAGGCUAGGCUACAUGAGGUGUGCGACUAUGAUUUGAAAAAGUUGCCCAAAAAAAAGGCAUGCAGUGUUUCUUGCCUUACUGCACACGCUGGGCAUCAUUCACAAGCCAGGUAGGCUAUACUCCUGUUGUAAAGCGCAGCAAUAAACUUACUAUUAGGAAAGUUGAGAAAUAAAUAUAGUAGGCCUAGCCUAUAGCUGAUGGGAUCCUCCUCUUUUUAAUAGAGGCCAUCAAAACUCUGUUUUCUCACGCAAUUCCAUAGCCUAUAGAAAUGUUGCGCAACAAACAUGAAGUGUUUGAUUUAGAUUUUUGAUAACAGAGUGAUUAGAGGGACAAUAGAGCACUGAGUACCAGGCAGUUAGCAAGUUUGGUAGGCUACUAAUGACCAGCAGAAGCAUCAGCGCUUGGAGAAGCAUAGUUACCGGGACUAAACAGUCACGUGGAAUUUCACUGCCUUCUUGACUCGUGACCGCCGGUGUGGCGGUAAUACGGUCACCGCAACAGCCCUGAGUAGGACUAGGCUGUUUAUCUGUGUCCGGGAAACUGUCCCAUACUGUAGGGUGUCUGCACACUCUGCCCCAAGUGGUUGGAAACAAGCUUUGGUAAUUACGUUUCACUUCCUUGUGUUAUAAAAUACAUUUUACCAAGACAAAUAUGAUUAUUCAUGUUCUGAAUCGUUGAGUGGGAUCUUUCUCUAACGUAUCGACAUUUAUAUCCAAAAAGUUGAAUUUCGUAACCUAAUACAGCCAAUAAUAAUUUACAUUUUAGUCAUUUAGCAGACGCUCUUAUCCAGAGCGACUUACAGUUAGUAAUUAAAUUACAUUAUUUUUUAUUUUUUUAUACUGGCCCCCCGUGGGAAUCGAACCCACAACCCUGGCGUUGCAAACGCCAUGCUCUAUCAACUGAGCUAUAUCCCUGCCGGCCAUUCCCUCCCCUACCCUGGACGACGCUGGGCCAAUUGUGCGCCGCCCCAUGAGUCUAUCACAGAGCUCUGUUGACCGCGCGGCGCCGCUUUCUCACAGCGACUUUUGAUUAUUUUACACGUGGUUAUCGUUUGCAAAGUGGUUUCCACGGGUCGCAAAAUUAACGCGACGCUGAGCCUGAAUUCAAUGUAAAAGGCUUCGAAGAUAAAAACGUUUGCUGUGCUCUCAGUGCUACGUUGACAUUUCACAGAGAUACGCUUGUUUUUGUGAGAAAUCUUUGAAAAAAAGAACAGGAAUUUGGCAUUAAUCUGAAAAGCGUAUAUACUAAAAUAUGAAAAUGCUACAUGUCAUGUCGCAAUCGAUAUCUGCCAAUCCUCUGUUUUAUAUCCGCCUGAUUGGAGAAGAAAUAUGAGGAGUUCAACGGUGAGCCUCUCAGGUAGCCUUAACUCUCUCACAGCAUCCAGCCCUACUGACGCAAUGCUGUUUUCCUGAUUUUUUUUUUUUGUUGACCACUUUAUUUUUCUCUGGCCUCCAUUGAUUAAGUCACCCUAAUUUUGGUCAUCCUACAAGGGUAUAAAAACUCCAAUAAGUUUUGUUUAUAUACACAAUUAUACAUAUUAUUAACAUAAUUUGACACAUUGGUCAAAAGGUGUUUUUGAUUGAACACUCUACAUAGCCUACUGUUAAAAACCCCAUAGUGAUGUAGCUACUGGUGAUUCUACUAGUCGAUCCUACCUAAACCACCACCUGGAUCGAGAUGGACUGCUGUGUACAGGGGUUUCCCCCCCCCCCCCCAUUUUAAUGUAGUUGUGAUGGUUCCCUCUCCUCCCGUCCACAGACUCUGUACACGUAUCCAGAGAACUGGAGAGCCUUCAAGGCUCAGAUUGCAGCCCAGUACAGUGGGGCACGCCUCAAGGUACCGUUUUGACCUGCCUUAUCAUAUGUAUUUAUUCUUAUUGUCCUGUGAUUGUUUUUACUAUGGCUGUAAGGAGGACAAACUUAAGUCUGCGUUUACACAGGCAGCCCAAUUCUGAUCAUUUGCCACCAAUUAGGUCAUUUGACCUAUCAGUUAUUUUGCCCGUAAUUGGUCAAAAUAUCAGAAUUGUGCUGCCUGAGUAAACACAGCCUAAUUUCCUCUUGGGAUUAAUAAAGUAUCAUCUCAUCUCUCUCUAAGGUGGCCAGCAGCGCCCCUGCCUUCACCUUUGGGCAGACGAACCGUACCCCUGCCUUCCUCAACAACUUCCCCUUGGGCAAGGUCGGUUUCUGCAUCGGUUUUGUAAUGGGAUCUGUCUUAAAUGGCACCCUAUUCCCUACACAGUGCACUACUUUUGACCCAGGGUCUUAUAUAGGGAAUAGGGUGCCACUUGGGAUACUGCCGUGGUUUACAGUGUCCUUGAACUUGGAUGAUAAGAUGUUGUAUUGUCUGUGGUAGCAGGCCUAUAUUACCAACAUAGUUUGUAUGAUGCAAUGAUGUUUUGAAUUUCUUCACCUGAAAUAAUCAUGAAGUUUUCAUUUGAGCUUUUUAACCCUGAGCAUCAGAAGUAAGCAUUUACUAUUUUAAGACUUCUGGGUCGAUCAUAGCCUGGUCCCAGAUCUGUUUGUGCUUUCAUAUCAACUCCUUGUCAUGCCAAACACUGCAUGAUGGCACAAACAGACUGGUGCCCAAGCUAGAUUGAACAUGGGUUUCAUAUCAAUGCUGUAUUUUCCCAUAGAGUAAAAAAAUAUAUGUUGGUGUCGCCCAUCUAGGACAGGUGUUGAAAAUGGACUCAAGCUAAUCAAAUAAAUGACUGAAUCUGUUUUCCUUUUUUAAACCGUCUCCCUCAUCAGGUUCCAGCCUUUCAGGGCGACGACGGCUUUUGUCUUUUCGAGAGUAAUGCCAUUGCUCACUACCGUAAGUCUGCUUUUCACAUCCUGUAUUUUUCUGUGGAUACGUCCCAAAUGGCAUCCUAUUCUCUAUAUAGUGCACUACAUUUGACCAGGUGCCAUAGGGCAGUGUUCCCUCAAAGUUCAGGUCUGCUGAGCGCAAACUUCAACGUUGUGAAAAUUCUGUGCAACUUCCGGCGUGUUGUUUACUGUGAACUCUGAGGCUGUACCCGCUUUAAGUUAGCCACUGUUAAAACUAUUUGAUCAUAAUGUAGGCCUACCAGAGUGGCCUACCAUCAAAAACAAUGGAGAAAAUGCAUCCCAUAACAUUUUAACAUGGAAAUAGCUGUUCAGUCACUCAGCCUACAGUAGCAGCCAAUGUGUGGUGUUCAAUGUAGGCCUACAUUCCAUGAGACUUUUUUUUAGAACAUGCAGGGCUUAACAUUAACCUGUUUAUCCACUUGACCUUCAGACAAGGAGGUGACUGAAAAUGUUGUUGUGGUGUUUCAUGCAAGAAACAAAAUCAAAUGCAUUAUUAUUCCCAUACCAUUAUUACAGAGAAUCAGAGAAUUUAUGCUACCCUAUACCUAUUGGCUACUUAGCUUAUCCAAGCCUGUCUCAAAGUAAAUCCCUGCGACUUUGAGGCAAAAAAAAAAAAGCUCUUUACCAGACUCGCUUUUCAAAGAUGGCUAAAAAUGCACAAGUACUCUUGUAAGGAUUCACACCCCUAUUGCUGACUACAAAUGAUCACUAACUAGCAAAGGAUGUGAACAAAAUGUGCAGCUCUCGCUUUGAUCUCAAAACAAGCGCAUCUACUCACAACCACUCAUGCUGUAAACACAGUCCAGUUCAAAGUGAUUGAAACACAUAUCCAUAAAUGGCAAUGGUCUAUUUGCAUAUAGGCCUACUGCAGCUCUGAUUGGUUGAGUCGUGCCUGUCUAAGCAAUAGAAUCCUACUCCGAUUCGUUCUGCCUACAACCAAAAUCUCUUGCAUAAUUACCUUGGCAUAUUAAUAAGUCUUGCAUAGUUUUUGUUUCGGUAUGUUGGAUUGAAAGUGGCUAAUGUUGCGUUGAUUCUAUCACAAUUCCCACAGUAAAGGGAAACGUUGAUAGUGUUAACUAACGGGGGAAACUCUUGAAAGUUGAGUGAAGUUCAAUCUCGUGCUUCUCUGCGCGGGCUGAUAUUUCUUCUGUGUGCUGAUCUUAGAGGGAACAUUGGCCAUAGGGUAGUGCACUAUGUAGGGAAUAUGAGGUCAUUUGGGACUUGGCAUUAUGUACUCUAGCCCUUCCACAUUUUCUGUGGACUAUAAGUGCCUGAAGAUGGAUUGUUUUGAUCCUUUAAGACAGGGGUGGCCAGCUACCCUCCUCCUUGAUAGCUACCCUCAUACAGGGUUUGGUUUCCAACUGCCAUAAUUGAACAUCCGAUUCUACUAAUCAGCUGCCAAUCAUGAACUUGAUUGGCUGCGUCGGGUGUUUUGUUUUGGGGGUGCAACCUUGGGCUUCAGCCCCAUUCUCCACCCUUCUUCCAGUGUACAUUUGCACACUUUCUCACAUGGAUUUAACAAGGUUGCAGAAUUGGGUGACAGCCCAAGCCUGUUUAGCCAGUAUCUCUCCAGAGGCCUCAUUUAUCAAUAUCUAAUAUGCAAAGCUAGAUCCGCUAUCAUGAAAAAUGCAUACACAAAAUCCAUGUGAGAUUUAUAAAAAAAAUCUUAUCUCUGUAGUUGUUAUGCAGACGGUAGUGUAUGCUAGAGAGUAGUGUUGGGCGGUAUACUGAGGUAUUUAGAAAUAGCCACGGGAUGGUUUUUAAUACUGUCAAUACCGUUAACUAUUUCUUUGAAGUUUUUCCCAAUACAUUUUGAAUAUUUGUAGCUACUUAAGGAAAUACCUGCAUUCAACUUGUGCAAUAUGGUAGGAGAUAAAGCAAAUUGCGUUAUUCAUUUUGCCUGUCACAUUUAUUUUUCAUUAUGAAGCUUACCGUAGUUCCCCAGAACAGCAGCCAGUCACGUGUUCGUUGUAAAGAGCACAACAGGAGAAAGCUGGAGCUGGUGAGUCCAUAGUGUUCUAUAUCUAUCAGUGAGUCUCUGCUGGUGAGUCCAUAGUGUUCUAUAUCUAUCAGUGAGUCUCUGUUGGUGAGUCCAUAGUGUUCUAUAUCUAUCAGUGAGUCUCUGCUGGUGAGUCCAUAGUGUUCUAUAUCUAUCAGUGAGUCCAUAGUGUUCUAUAUCUAUCAGUGAGUCCAUAGUGUUCUAUAUCUAUCAGUGAGUCCAUAGUGUUCUAUAUCUAUCAGUGAGUCCAUAGUGUUCUAUAUCUAUCAGUGAGUCCAUAGUGUUCUAUAUCUAUCAGUGAGUCCAUAGUGUUCUAUAUCUAUCAGUGAGUCUCUGCUGGUGAGUCCAUAGCGUUCUAUAUCUAGCAGUGAGUCUCUGCUGGUGAGUCCAUAGUGUUCUAUAUCUAUCAGUGAGUCCAUAGUGUUCUAUAUCUAUCGGUGAGUCUCUCUUGGUUGUGCGGCUCACAUGAGGUGAUGAAGUAUGCCAUUCACUACUAAAUGUUUCUCAUCAGAUAUCUUAUAACUGUCUAAGAUGUGCUGUACUCUCCGGCUGUGUAUUUGGUUGGUUUCUUGUUAGUUGUGUAAGGAAGUUGCUGAGUUAAUAAAGACACAGUGUUAGCUUUCUGCUGUAUUUUAGGAGUCAAAGAUCUCUGGGUGAGUUCUCUGUAGAGCUUCCCACUAGUGUUUUUCCCCCCCUGUGCUUCCACUAGUGUUUUUUCCCCCACUGUGCUUCCCGCUAGUGUUUUUUCCCCCCCUGUGCUUCCCGCUAGUGUGUGUUUUCCCUAGUGCUUCCCGCUAGUGUGUUCCCCCCCCCCCCCCGUGCUUCCCGCUAUUGUUUUCUUCCUCCUCUGUUCUCCUCCCCUCUGCUCUGUGAUCACAUGCUGCUCUUCCUUCAAACAAGCAUGCAUCAACUCUUUUUAUUUGCAUUAUUUCUCUCGUUCACUUUCGCUUGUAAAUGUCCACUAGCUAUAAAUGGCUACUAGCUAUACUUUUAUAACUUCAUGAGCUGGAUGUGCCUGUCUUUGCAAUUACGUUGUUAUUUUGCGCUUGUUAGCAUUUAGCUAAAAGCGUCCAUGGGAAUUCAAGAUUACUUGUGCUAAUUUUGUUAGCAUUCUGGUAAUUGACGCCCAGUGGGCUUUUUGUUUCUAGCGCCCCCUUUGUGUGCUAUGACGAUAAUACCGUAAAUCCUGGGAUGGCAGAAGAACAGUAUGAGGGUAUGAAAAUCUGCAUACCGCCCCAAGGCUACUAGAGAACUGCAAUGGUUUGAGGCCCUGUCCUCUCCUGUAGUGUCUAAUAAAGCAUGGUUUCCCAAACUCUGUCCUGCCCCCCCCGGUGCAUGUUUAGUUUUUUUGUGCUAGUGCUACACAGCUGAUUCAAAUAACCGGCUCAUCAUAAAGCUUUGAUUAUUUGAAUCAGCUGUUUAGUGAUUGGGCAAAAAAACCUAAAUGUGUGCCCAGGGGGGCCCCAUGACUGUGUUUGGAGAAACCCUGUGCUAGAGAACUGAGAUGGUUUGAGGAGGCCUUGUUGUGUUUCCUCCAUGCAAGGCUAUAGGUAAACCUCACACAGAAAACAAAACGAAAUUGUUUAACCUCUAUGCUUCUUAAACGUUGGUAAAUGCUGAAAUCAUUGAGGGGGGGGGGGAAUAACUACUGUUAGCAAACAGUUAACAAAACUUUAAUAUUUUUCCUGAUCAAUGGCAACUGUUUAGAUGAUUCACAGGUUAUUGACACAAGUUACUAGUUCCAUCCUUAGCAUUGGAAACAGCACCAGGGUCUGUCGUAGCCGGCCGCGACCGGGAGACCCAUGGGGCGGCGCACAAUUGGUCCAGGGUAGGGGAGGGAAUGGCCGGCAGGGAUGUAGCUCAGUUGGUAGAGCAUGGCGUUUGCAACGCCAGGGUUGUGGGUUCGUUUCCCACGGGGGGGCCAGUAUGAAAAAAAUAACGUAUGCACUCACUAACUGUAAGUCGCUCUGGAUAAGAGCGUCUGCUAAAUGACAAAACUGUAAAAAUGUAAAUGUAUAAGGAUUAACACCAGUAACCUACUGGUAGAGUAUCCGCUCUGAUCCUGGAUACAAGUCAUGACUGUACUGUGUCUUCUAAGAAAGGCCACCGGGCUGAAACGUCCACCAAAUCGCCAUAUCCACCUUUUUUGUAAACAUGGAUUGAAAAGAUACAGAUCACGCAGCAUUUUGCUUGGAUUCACUGCCGUUUGGGACGGCGUUACCUGUUAAGCUCUGUGCCCACAUUCCUCAUCUAAUGGACUGUCUUCAUCCCCCAGUGAGCAAUGAGGCACUGCGUGGCAGCAGUCCCCAGGCCCAGUCCCAGGUGCUUCAAUGGGUGAGCUUUGCUGACGCUGAGAUCAUCCCUCCAGCCUCUGCGUGGGUCUUCCCCACCUUGGGAAUCAUGCAGUUCAACAAACAGGUAUGUACUGUUAUCGCUGACUCUCUUUCUGGGCGCGUUCCAGCUCCUCUUUUAUUGCAGUUACACUGUAGAUUAUCAGAUAUCACAACCACGGUGGGAAAUUAACUGUUUGGUCCACCAGCCACUGUGGCAGGUAAAAAUCUACCAGCCACUCAGAUUUUUUUAACCAGCAAAAUAUUUUAUUUUUUCGCUUACUUAAUGUAGCUAGCUAACAUAUUUAGGCUUUGCCUAUUCCUCUCUGAUUUAGAAGAUACUGUUUCACAAACUACACGCUGAUCUAGGCCGACACCAUCACUGGUACCAGGCUGUAUUAGCUAGCUAAGUUUGCUCUGACUCAGUAAAAAAUUUUUUUAGCUAGCCAGCUAACUAGCGAUUUAGCCUUAAUCGAACACGAUUUAUUUUCGCAACACUUGCUAAGAAAAGACAAAACUAGCUGUUUGCAAGACAGUAAGAUACAAAAAAACGAAUAGUGUAAUUAUAGAACGCUUUGUGGAUUUAUAUUAAGAAGUGGAAAGCUGCAUCGUUGUCGCCAACAUAUUGUUGCUUCUGCUGCAUUGACCGUUCAGACUGGAGAGGUGAAGGGUCGGCAGAUGAUCUCGUGGUCGAGCAACAACAACUGGGCUCCUUGAGGGGCGGGGCUUGGUGAGGGAGCGAGACGACUCGUGUAACGGAGUAAAGUAUAAAAAUGUAGUGCCGUAUCACGUUUAACAAACCCUGAAAUACUGUUAUAGAAGGUAAAGUCAAACCCGAACUGGUCCUUCAGAACCAGUAUAUAGUCAAAUACGGUUUACCACCCAGCCCUAAUGCUGACUGACAUAUCUAAUCUUGGUACAGACUGUUAGAUUGUCUGUCAAUCAAUCGGAUGUCUUUAUAAAAAAGUAACAAUCCUGCUUUCUGGAAUACUCCACUGGGUACAAAUGGCAUUUGUUUUCUUUCACACCUCUGAGUACUGGGGUCUAGCCGACGACUCCUCUCUGUGGGCCCUAGUACUGAGGUCUAGCCGACGACUCCUCUCUGUGGGCCCUAGUACUGAGGUCUAGCCGACGACUCCUCUCUGUGGGCCCUAGUACUGAGGUCUAGCCGACGACUCCUCUCUGUGGGCCCUAGUACUGAGGUCUAGCCGACGACUCCUCUCUGUGGGCCCUAGUACUGAGGUCUAGCUGACGACUCCUCUCUGUGGGCCCUAGUACUGAGGUCUAGCCGACGACUCCUCUCUGUGGGCCCUAGUACUGAGGUCUAGCCGACGACUCCUCUCUGUGGGCCCUAGUACUGAGGUCUAGCCGACGACUCCUCUCUGUGGGCCCUAGUACUGAGGUCUAGCCGACGACUCCUCUCUGUGGGCCCUAGUACUGAGGUCUAGCCGACGACUCCUCUCUGUGGGCUCUAGUACUGAGGUCUAGCCGACGACUCCUCUCUGUGGGCUCUAGUACUGAGGUCUAGCCGACGACUCCUCUCUGUGGGCUCUAGUACUGAAGUCUAGCCGACGACUCCUCUCUGUGGGCUCUAGUACUGAGGUCUAGCCGACGACUCCUCUCUGUGGGCCCUAGUACUGAGGUCUAGAUGACGACUCCUCUCUGUGGGCUCUAGUACUGAGGUCUAGCCGACGACUCCUCACUGUGGGCUCUAGCCGUUGGAAAUGCGUCAUAUAGCUUUACCCUCAUUUAAUGCCAUUAGCCCUGUGGGAUAUUACUGUAGAACAUUACUAAUAAUAAAUAUCUACUGCCAUUAGCCCUGUGGGAUAUUACUGCAGAACAUUACUAAUAAUAAAUAUCUACUGCCAUUAGCCCUGUGGGAUAUUACUGUAGAUAGUUACUAAUAAUACAUACAAAUACAAAUUUACCAAAGUAGUCUAAAGUUCACCGCUUCCUCUCUGGUUUUAUUUAAAUGACAAUAUAAAUUAUUGAAUUUAAACAUCUAGAGAAUGUGAAGUCACAUGCUGUAGCAAUCAUCUGAGAUGUGCAGCAAUGACUAUAAAACAUUCAGCAGGUGGAGGCAGUGGGCAACGUCAUUUCACACUGUAGUAAAACAAGUCAUUUGAAAGGCGGUUAGGUGACUAGUGCUAAAUGAAGUGUCCUUAGGAGCCUACUUAUCUGUUCUGGUUAAAAGUUGCUCUGCUCAAAGCUCAUUUUUGGUGCCAAUGUCUGUCACCCUGUAGCCUCUAGUCUUGCACAGUGUAAUGUAUCCAUUGUAAUUGCAUUGCGUCACCCCCCCUCGUCUCCCUCCCAGGCAACAGAGCAGGCCAAGGAGGAGGUGAAGAGGGUUCUGUCUGUCCUGAACAGUCACCUGAACACCAGGACCUUCCUGGUUGGAGAGAGAGUCAGCCUGGCUGAUAUCAGCGUGGCCUGCAGCAUGAUCUGGCUCUAUAAACAGGUUUGAUGUUCUGUUUUUACUGUUGUGACGACAAAUACAUAGGGCUUCAUGUCUCUCUGACUUAGUCUAGGUGGGUGUUUCCCUAUCCGUUCCUCAAAGUACCUCUUGCACUGCACACAUUUAGCUUCAGUUAACUAAUCAAUGGCUUGUUUUAUCAGGGAACCCCUUAUAUUUAUAUAACAAACAUACGCUGUCUCUCAAAUUGGCUCCCUAUUAAGUGCACUUAUAUAGGGAAUAGUGUGGCAUUUGGGAGUCGUACAUGGGGACGGUUUACCGGAGACAGAGUAACCCUAGUGCUGGACUAAAAUACACUUUCAAUGGAGAUUGAAAAGACUGUCAAAGGAUUUUGAAUCCAGGACUGGGCUUAAUCUGGGUCCAGGGAAACCAGCCGAUAUGGCUUUGAUGUCCUAUAAUUUAGCCUAGGGUAGUAUUUCUCUCAACAUUCCUCGAGGGAGUACCUUCGAGGACUGAACAUAUCAGCUCUAGCUUACAAGCUUUCCCAGUGGAUUGGGAAACACUGGCCUAGAUGUUGCCGUUUAUGGUUUUAAAUGACCCCCUCCUCCUGUAGGUCCUUGAGCCUUCCUUCCGCCAACCUUACCCCAACGUGACCCGCUGGUUCCAGACCUGCGUCAACCAGCCCCAGUUCAAGACUGUGCUCGGAGAGGUCAAGCUCUGCGACAAGAUGGCUCAGUUUGAUCGUAAGGACCGACUUUAGAAUGAAGGAUUGUUCCACAUAUUGUUCUAGUUCCAUUAUCUAAAAACAGUUACAUGUUUUUGAUAGAUUUCUAAAUGAGAAAUAUUUUGACUUUGUUUUUAAUGGAGAUAAUUAAUUAAAAAGCUUAUAUGAAGUAAUUGUCACCCACCCAAGACGUACUAUCAUGACAGAGGCAUCCCCCUCGUUGUGAAAUCUAAUCUUUGGGAGAAUAACACAGGACUUUGGCACAGGUUAAAGUAGACCCAAUCUACAAUAAUCUGACUAGAAGACCUGGGACAAUAGCUGCUAUAUUAUGAGCGGUGGCGGUACGCCCCUCUUCAAGCACUGAUGGAUGCUAAUGUUGUGGUCAAAUGGUAAUAACAUUUGUUUUGACGUAAAAGGAUGUGAACACAAGGAUACACUGGGUCUAGUCUAGGACACUACACUGGGUCUAGUCUAGGACACUACACUGGGUCUAGUCGGCAGGUAGCUUAGUGGUUAAGAGCGUUGUGCCAGUAACCGAAAGGUCGCUGGUUCUAAUCCCCGAGCCGACUAGGUGAAAAAUCUGUCGAUGUGCCCUUGAGCAAGGCACUUAACCCUAAUUGCUCCUGUAAGUCGCUCUGGAUAAGAGCGUCUGCUAAAUGACCUAUUAUUAUUAUUAGUCUAGGACACUACACUGGGUCUAGUCUAGGACACUACACUGGGUCUAGUCUAGGACACUACACUGGGUCUAGUCUAGGACACUACACUGGGUCUAGUCUAGGACACUACACUGGGUCUAGUCUAGGACACUACACUGGGUCUAGUCUAGGACACUACACUGGGUCUAGUCUAGGACACGACACUACACUGGGUCUAGUCUAGGACACUACACUGGGUCUAGUCUAGGACACUACACUGGGUCUAGUCUAGGACACUACACUGGGUCUAGGACACUACACUGGGUCUAGUCUAGGACACUACACUGGGUCUGGUCUAGGACACUACACUGGGUCUGGUCUAGGACACUACACUGGGUCUGGUCUAGGACACUACACUGGGUCUAGUCUAGGACACUACACUGGAUUUAUUAUGGCUGUCUUUAUUCUCCAGCCAAGAAGUUCUCUGACAUGCAGCCCAAGAAAGACGCCCAGCCCAAGAAAGAUACCCCUCCCAAGAAAGACGCCCAGCCCAAGAAAGAGAAAGCUGGAAAGGAGGCAGGCAAACCUCAGGAGAAGAAGAAGAAGGAGAAGGAAGCUGCCCCUGCUGUGGAGGAGAUGGACGAGUGUGAAGCAGCUCUGGCUUCAGAACCCAAAACGAAGGACCCCUUCGCUCACCUGCCAAAGAGGUACGUCAUAUGUCCACAUACAUGAGGGCUAUACUAAGAAGCUGGAUCAAUGAGUUAGCCAGCUAACUUGCCUAAAUGUUGUGAUUUAACCAUUUUUUUUUAUUAUUUGAAAGAUGAGCUUGAAAUGGUCAUGGUGAAAUUAACUCAACAACCAACCAAAAAUACACUCGUAUGUUUUUGUCAUCUUGACCUCCCGAGUGGCGCAGUGGUCUAAGGCACUGCAUCGCAUUGCUAGCUGUGCCACUAGAGAUCCUGGUUCGAAUCCAGGCUCUGUCAUAGCCGGCCGCGACCGGGAGACUCAUGGGGCGGCGCACAAUUGGCCCAGCAUCGUCCAGGGUAUGGGGAGGGAAUGGCCGGCAGGGAUGUAGCUCAGUUGGUAGAGCAUGGAGUUUGCAACGCCAGGGUUGUGGGUUCGCUUCCCACGGGGGGCCAGUAUGAAAAAAAUAAAAAAUAAUGUAUGCACUCACUAACUGUAAGUCGCUCUGGAUAAGAGCGUCUGCUAAAUGACUAAAAUGUAAAUGUAAAAAUGUAUGUAUUACGUUGUAUUUAUAAAUUGUAUAUGCAGGCCUCCCUCAUAAAAUAGAUCUACAUCUCAAUGAGACUCCCUGCUAAAAUAAAGGUGAAAAAUAACAUGUUUUAGCUUCCUUAAUGAACCAGAAAAUCGAUAGUUAUUUCGGGUUGUUUAUCAAAGUUGGCUGGGUAACUCAUUGAUCCGAAGGGGGGUACACUACAAAGCCGGAUCAAUGCGUUAGCCAGGUAACUUUGAUUAGCAACCAAAAAUAAUUAGAUUUUCUGGUUCAUUUUUUAAAAUAAAAAGCUAAACUUUGUAGUAUACCCCUCAGGGUCCCAAUCGGUUUCGCCUUCUUUCAAACCCCUUUGAGUACUGGGGGCUGGUCCAGAAAGCUGGAUCAGUGAGUUUGGCCAGCUGUCCAAAGUCCCUUUGAAAUAACUGAAUAUUUUUGAGGAAUUAAAAUUGACAUGGUAUAAUUAUCUUAUACAAAUGUAGCUUUUUUUUUUUAAAAGGUUCAAUGCAGCAUUUUUUAAAAUCUCGAUAUCAAAUAAUUUCUGGGUAACAAUUAAGUACCUUCCUGUGAUUGUUUUCAAUUAAAAUGGCCAAAAAGAAACAAAAGUAGCUUCUUAGCAAAGAGCAAUUUCUCAAGCAAGAAUUUUGCUAGGACUGUCUGAGUGGGGGAGGACAAGCUGUUAUUGGCAGAGAGGUUUGGAACUCUUUCUUAUUGGUCUACUAACUAAUUGAAUGCCUGGUGAUGUCACCAGGGAGGCCAAAACUCCAUCCCACCAAAACAGGCUGACAUUUCAGGCGGUGUUUUCAAACAGCUCUUACACUAAAAGGGCAUUUUAUAAUUUUCAAAAUAUUAUUCCAACCUCAGUGUGGAACUACAGUGUGUGUAUAUAUAAAACACAGGAAAAACAACGUGUUUGACUUCAGUAGGCCUUUAAUCAACCAGAAAAUCAUGAGGUACAUGUGACUAUAAAAGUUAGUUGACUAAUUGUCAUGCUUUCUCGAAUACUCCGCUUGUCUCGAAUACUCCGCUUGGUUCAAAUCUAAGGUCUAUCCUGACAGACUCCUUCCUCUCUGUGGGCUUUAGUACUGAGGUCUAUCCUGACAGACUCCUCUCUGUGGGCUCUAGUACUGAGGUCUAUCCUGACAGACUCCUCUCUGUGGGCUCUAGUCAUUGGAAAUGACUCAAAGAACAAACCUGUGGUUUAGCUUUACCCUCAUAUCUACUGCCAUUAGCCCUGUGGGAUAUUACUGCAGAACAUUACUAAUAAUAAAUAUCUACUGCCAUUAGCCCUGUGGGAUAUUACUGUAGAACAUUACUAAUAAUAAAUAUCUACUGCCAUUAGCCCUGUGGGAUAUUACUGUAGAACAUUACUAAUAAUAAAUAGCUACUGCCAUUAGCCCUGUGGGAUAUUACUGUAGAACAUUACUAAUAAUAAAUAUCUACUUCCAUUAGCCCUGUGGGAUAUUACUGUAGAACAUUACUAAUAAUAAAUAGCUACUGCCAUUAGCCCUGUGGGAUAUUACUGUAGAACAUUACUAAUAAUAAAUAUCUACUGCCAUUAGCCCUGUGGGAUAUUACUGUAGAACAUUACUAAUAAUAAAUAGCUACUGCCAUUAGCCCUGUGGGAUAUUACUGUAGAACAUUACUAAUAAUAAAUAGCUACUGCCAUUAGCCCUGUGGGAUAUUACUGUAGAACAUUACUAAUAAUAAAUAGCUACUGCCAUUAGCCCUGUGGGAUAUUACUGCAGAACAUUACUAAUAAUAAAUAUCUACUGCCAUUAGCCCUGUGGGAUAUUACUGCAGAACAUUACUAAUAACUCAAUCUGCCUCUUCUCUCUCUACCACUCCUUCACUAUAGUGGUCCAAAGCCAGUACAGUGCAUUCAGAAAGUAUUCAGACCCCUUGACUUUUUCCCCUCAUUUUGUUACGUUACAGCCUUAUUCUAAAAUGGAUUAAAUCUACACACAAUACCUCAUAAUGACAAGGGGAGAAAAAACACAUUUUUAGACCUUUCUGCAGAUGUAUAAAAAAACUACUGAAAUAUGACAUUUACAUAAGUAUUAAGACCCUUUACUCAGUACUUUGUUGAGGCACCUUGACACACCUGUAUUUGGGGAGUUUCUCCCAUUCUUCUCUGCAGAUCCUCUCAAGCUCUGUCAGGUUGGAUAGGAGUGUCGCUGCACAGGUAUUUUCAGGUUUCUUCAGAGAUGAUCGGGUUCAAGUCCGGGCUCUGGCUGGGCCACUCAAGGACAUUCAGAGACUUGUCCCAAAUCCACUCCUGCGUUGUCUUGGCUGUGUGCUUAGGGUUGUUGUCCUGUUGGAAAGUGAACCUUCACCCCAGUCUGAGGUCCUGAGCGCUCUGGAGCAGGUUUUCAUCAAUGAUCUCUCUGUACUUUACUCAGUUCAUCUUUCCCUCGAUCCUGACUAGUCUCCCAGUCCCUGCCGCUGAAAAACAUCCCCACAGCAUGAUGCUGCCGCCACCAUGCUUGAACGUAGGGAUUGUGCCAGGUUUCCUCCAGACGUGACGCUUGGCAUUCAGGCCAAAGAGUUCAAUCUUGGUUUCAUCAGACCAGAGUCCUUUAGGGGCCUUUUGGCAAACUCCAAGCGGGCUGUCACGUGCCUUUUACUGAGGAGUGGCUUCCGUCUGGUCACUCUACCAUAAAGGCCUGAUUGGUGGAGUGCUGCAGAGAUGGUGGUCCUUCUGGAAGGUUCUCCCAUCUCCACAGAGGAACUCUAGAGCUCUGUCAGAGUGACCAUCGGGUUCUUGGUCACCUCCCUGACCAAGGCCCUUCUCCCCCGAUUGCUGUUUGGCCGGGCGGCCAGCUCUAGGAAGAGUCUUUGUGGUUCCAAACUUCUUCCAUUCUUCUCUGCAGAUCCUCUCAAGCUCUGUCAGGUUGGAUGGGGAGCGUUGCUGGCCAGCUAUUUUCAGGUCUCUCCAGAGGUGUUCGAUCAGGAUCAAGUCCGGGCUCUGGCUGGGCCACUCCAGGACAUUCAGAGACUUGUCCCGAAGCCACUCCGGCAUUGUCUUGUCUGUGUGCUUAGGGUCGUUGUCCUGUUGGAAGGUGAACCUUCACCCCAGUCUGAGGUCCUGAGCACUCUGGAGCAGGUUUUCAUCAAGAACCUCUCUGUACUUUGCUCCGUUCAUAUUUCCCUCUAUCCUGACUAGUCUCCCAGUCCCUGCCGCUGAAAAACAUCCCCACAGCAUGAUGCUGCCACCACCAUGAAUCACCGUAGGGAUGGUGCCAGGUUUCCUCCAGACUUGACGCUUAGCAUUCAGGCCAAAGAGUUCAAUAUUGGUUUCUUCAGACCAGAGAAUCUUGUUUUUCAUGAUCUGAGAGUCCUUUAGGUCCACAUAGGAACUCUGGAGCUCUGUCAGAGAGACCAUUGGGUUCUUAGGUCACCUCCCUGACCAAGGCCCUUCUCCCCCCGAUUGCUCAGUUUGGCCGGGUGGCCAGCUCUAGGAAGAGUCUUGGUGGUUCCAAACUGGCCAACGUGUUCUUGGGAACCUUCAAUGCUGCAGACAUUUUCUUGUACCCUUCCCCAGAUCUGUGCCUCAACACAAUCCUGUCUCGGAGCUUUCCUUCGACCUCAUGGCUUGGUUUUUGCCCUGACAUGCACUGUCAACUGUGGGACCUUAUAUAGACAGGUGUGUGCCUUUUUACAAAUCAUGUCCAAUCAAUUGAAUUUACCACAGGUGGACUCCAAUCAAGUUGUAGGAACAUCUCAAGGAUGAUCAAUGGAAACAGGAUGCACCUGAGCUCAAUUUCGAGUCUGAUAGCAAAGGGUCUGAAUACUUAAGUAAAUAAGGUAUUUAUGUUUUUAAUUUUUGAUAAAUUAGCACCAAAAAAAUGAAAAACCUGUUUGCUUUGUCAUUUAUGGGGUAUUGUGUGUAGGUUGAGGGAAAACAUUCAUUUGAUUCAAUUUUAGAAGAAAGCUGUACCAUAACAAAAUGUGGAAAAAGUCUGAAUACUUUCCGAAUGCAAUGUAUAUAUCAACUUCUGUACACUAUCUAGUCACCUAAUAACUCAAUCUCUCCUGCUUCCUCUCUCUCUCUCUCCUCUUCCUGCAGUGCGUUUGUCAUGGACGAGUUCAAGAGGAAGUACUCUAACGAGGACACCCUGACCGUAGCCGUUCCCCACUUCUGGGAACACUUUGACAAGGAGGGCUACUCCAUCUGGUACGGAGAGUACAAAUACCCAGAGGAGCUCACCAUGACCUUCAUGAGCUGCAACCUCAUCAUGGGUGAGAUGGCUACCACAGCCAACCAUAGGCUGUACACACACAGAUCUACACAGCCAACCAUAGGCUGUACACACACAGAUCUACACAGCCAACCAUAGGCUGUACACACACAGGUCCACAUCUCCCACUGACCCCAUGACCUUCAUGACCUGUAACCUCAUCAGAUGUAGAAUACACAGAGCCGUAGCUCCACACACAUCAGACCUUAGAAAGUAGUGACACGUGGAAGUCAUACUGUAAGUGACAGUUAUGUAGACGCGUCAAAGGGCCGACUCGACAGGAAAGGUCCGACUUCCUUGCGAAUCUCACUUUUCACGCGGCGUUGGCGCCAAUGUAUUUAGAGUCAAGGAUUCCACACGUAGCGAACAUUGUCAAAAAACGGAAUGUCGUAGUCUUGUGUUCUAAGAGCUGCUUCAUCUUUCAGGAAUGUUCCAGCGACUUGACAAACUCCGGAAGAACGGCUUUGCCAGCGUGAUCCUGUUCGGCGGGAACAACGACAGUAGCAUUUCUGGAAUCUGGAUCUUCAGAGGACAGGACUUAGCUUUCACUGUGAGUUUCUGUUUUCCCCUUGGGGGGCUGUUUGGGGUGGAAGGUCAUUUAGUAGACAAUUAUUGUCCGUUGUUCCCCUGUGGAAUAAUAAAGCUGACUGAAGUGAACGUCUUGGCGAGACACUGGGGACCGGUUUCCCAGACAUAGAUUAAGCAUAGUCCAGGAUUAAACAUUUUAAUUUCCCUUGACCAAGCUUUUUAAUCCUGGACUGAAGUUAGCCUGUGUCUGGGAAACUGGCCCUAGGGGAAUCAGAGAGAGGUGGGAGGGCUACUGCAGUUCUGAAUUGAGAACGUGCUCUAGGAGAACCCUGUUCUACAACCAUAUACAUUUGAGUGAUUUGGUUGAUCUUGAUAUAGUCUCACCAAGGAUUUAUAAACCCUACAGGUUAAUUCUUCUGUCCCAAUAUUGGGAAUGUUGUUAAUUCAAUGAUUGUAUGCUUGCGUUUAGUUGACCACCUAUAAUCUCUCCCUCUGUGUAGCUGUCUGAUGACUGGCAGAUUGAUUACGAGUCUUACGCCUGGCGCAAACUGGACCCCGACAGCGCCGAAACCAAGACCAUGGUCAAGGAGUACUUUGCUUGGGAGGGAGAGUUUAAACAUGUGGGUAAACCCUUUAACCAGGGCAAGUGCUUCAAGUGAGCAGCGGUGGAGGAUGAAGGCACCAUGGCCGGGAUACGUCCUCCGCUGUACGUCAACACCUUUAACCUGAGGACAUUCAACACCUUAAAACUGCACUUGGACCUUCUCAAACUGAUCUUCAGUUGGAGUGGAUUGUGUCUCAAUGGUCCAAAAGAAGUGGUUGUUUUGAGUUGACAAAUAAACAUGUUUUCCACAAUGCCAUUUUCUGGAUUUGUUUUUGGUGAUAGAAUUUCCCAAAAAGUAAUGGUAGAUGACUUGUAUUAGUUUAGACUAUUUUUGUUGCCUUGUUGUAUCCCAUCAACUAGCUACACCGUUUUAAGCCUGAAUCUCCUUUCAGUUCGAGCCAGAGUGCCAGUGUGUUUGUCCCUUGUCAGUCGUCGUCAUGUUGGGCUUAACAAUGAGCAGUGGAUUUGGCAAGAGCACAAACUGACCUGGGAGCAGGCUAAUUCAGUGAAAGUAUUCAGAUAUUUUAUUCUGUUUUGGUGUAGCAAUCAUGGAGCUGAUAUCUGGACAUGGAAUAAAGGGUUAAAUUGCUGCCCAUAAAUUAAUUGGUUGCGUACAUUAUAGCCUUUUUAAUGUGGUGAAAAAAUAAAUAAUUGAACAUCUACAGUC